Messenger RNA from Misgurnus anguillicaudatus (oriental weatherfish), 1160 nucleotides. It is a transcript of the gene tnfaip8l2a, whose product is annotated as tumor necrosis factor, alpha-induced protein 8-like 2a. Gene Ontology annotation, cellular component: cytoplasm. The record is from RefSeq and is a predicted model, not a curated record. Lineage: Eukaryota; Metazoa; Chordata; Actinopteri; Cypriniformes; Cobitidae. Gene Ontology annotation, biological process: regulation of apoptotic process.
GUAAAGUGUGUGAGAGAGAGAACAGAAAGCAGAAGUAUAAUAUCUUCUCUGAUCACCGUUUCCUCUCACAGUUACACAGCGGAAGACACCACUUCCUCCAAAAGACACGACACAUUCUUCAUAAACACCUCAGACUGCAGAUCGCAGGACUCAGGAUGGAGACGUUCAACUCGAAGGACAUGGCCAUGAAGGCCCAGAAGAAGAUCCUCAGUCGCAUGGCCAGUAAAUCCAUGGUUCAUAUGUUCAUAGACGACAACAGCAGUGAGAUUCUGGACGAACUGUACCGCGUCUCCAAAAAACACACGGAAAACCGCGACGAGGCCCAGAAAGUGGUGAAGAACAUGAUCAAGAUAGCCGUGAAGGUUGGAGUUCUGUUUCGACAUGAAAAGUUCAGUCCAGAAGAACUGAGUCUGGCUCAAGACUUUAGGAAAAAGCUUCAUCACGGAGCCAUGACAGCGAUCAGCUUUCAGGAGGUGGAGUUUACGUUUGAUAAGAACGUGAUGAUGGAACUGUUGACAGACUGUCGUGAUUUACUGCUGAAGUUGGUGGAAAAGCAUCUGACGGGAAAAUCUUUGGAUCGCAUCAGGCACGUGUUUAACCAUUACUCUGACCCUGACCUCCUCACGCACCUGUAUGAUCCCAAAGGAACGCUGUGGGACAAUCUCACUAAAAUCUGCACCGGACUCAACCGCAUGAUCGAAGAGGGAAAACUCUGAAUGAACAUUGAACAAGUGUGACGGAUAUAAAGAAGAGAUACAGAGAUACAGCGCUCAGGAUGUCAUCACUCAAAUCAAUUCAAUUACAAACUCAAAUCUUAUUGGUCCAUCCGUUUUCAUUGCCGGACGAGGGAAGAAAAACAUGAAUCAAAACUCAGCUCUGAAAGAAAGCGAAUCAUGUUCACACUGAACUUUUGUGGUAAUAUUUUCAUUUGUGUAAAAACUGCUUGAAGACUUUGACACAAAGAGACAGUGAUGUGUGACCGUGAGUUUGUAAUCCAGAGACUUCAACACCAAAACAAAUCAAAACCAAAGAGAAAUUCUGCAAUGCUGGACUUUGAUGAAGUAAAGACCAACAAAAUCAUCUGUAUCCAUGUCUUUUUUUUCUUAUUUUGUUGAAGAAUUGUAAAUUUAAUAAAAUGGCCUUGUCUUUUCUGAAAACAA